AUGGCUUUUGAUCAUCUCGAUUCAGUUGAACCCGAAACGUUUGGAUAUGUUGCGACGUUCCUUCUCGUUUUGGGAGGAUUUAUAGCAACCUUGGGCGUGUACGUUGUUGGAGUUAGCAAGAACAAGAACAACAAUAAUUUUGUAAUGUUUAACACUUUAUUGAUAUCGUAUGAUUGGAGUUUCGAUAUUAUUUUUACAAUAUGGUGUUUUGCAUCUCGUCUGAAAUCUCAUCUUCCCAUAGUCAGCUUAUCACUUUUGUUUUUUGUGAUUUUCGUCAAUUUUUUGCUCACCUUCACUAUAUUACGUCGAGAAAUUAAUAAUAAUGAGCAAUUUCGUGUAUGGUUUCAAGAACAUAAAGCUUUUGGUAUAUUGAUUGCAUUUUUUUCAUUAGGUAAUACGACCGUAUUACACGUGCUAAAUUGUAGAUUUAAUAAUAUGGACAAAUUUAAUGCGGUUUUAUCUUCAACUGCUGAAAAGAGGAUUAUUCAUGCUAGCGUAAUAGGCUUAAUUCUUGGAGAUCUUCCUCAAUUCUUUCUUUUGGUGUCGGUCAACACCAAUUUAAUUAAUUUUCAUGUCAUUCCUAUUACUGCUAUGUCUCUCAAUAUAUUAGUAAACUUCUUUGGAUUCUUUUAUAGAAUAUAUGAAGCUACAAUUAGAGAAUAUGAAACGCCGACGGUUGUUAACAAAAAACAAUUAGAAGCAUGA
Molecule: messenger RNA, 705 nt
Organism: Funneliformis mosseae
Lineage: Eukaryota; Fungi; Glomeromycota; Glomeromycetes; Glomerales; Glomeraceae
Source: the annotation of a GenBank genome assembly